CAGAGCCGGGAGAGCAGCUGUUUGGAAUCAUGACUGAAGAUGACGGAUUCGGUUGUCGUGGAGGGACAAGUCAAAUUGAGAGAUGGAAAAAAGUGGAAGAGUAGGUGGGUCGCGCUCAGAAAACCCUCCCCAGUAGCAGAUUGUUUGUUAUUGCUAGUGUACAAAGACAAGUCAGACAAGACCAAAGGACACAAGGAGAGGAGCAACGUGACUUUAGAGGAUAUCUGUGGCUUGGACCCUGGACUCUCCUAUGAGGGGAUGAGUCACACGAUGGCAAUCAUCUGUUUGACACAGGCAGUAAUGCUGGGAUUCGAAAACAAGGAGGCGAUGUACGCCUGGGACAUUCGCAUCCGAUACAGUCUGGGAGAAGUCCACAGAUUUCAUGUAGCAGUGUUACCUGGCACCAAGCUGGAGAGUGGACCUGCUACGCUGCAUUUAUGUAAUGACCUCUUGGUUCUUGUAAGAGACAUCCCUCCAACAAUUAUUGGACAGUGGAAACUCUCAGACCUCAGGCGAUAUGGAGCAGUUCCCAAUGGAUUUGUCUUUGAAGGCGGGACAAGAUGUGGCUAUUGGGCUGGUGUUUUCUUUCUCGCCUGCGCCGAAGGGGAGCAGAUCAGCUUUCUGUUUGACUGUAUCGUUCGAGGCAUCUCCCCAACCAGAGGCCCCUUUGGACUACGGCCAGUCCUGCCAGAUCCUAACGCAAACCCUGCAAACAUGGAGGACAGAGUCACCCAUGAAGCACUGGAGCUGGAGAAGCGCCUUAGCCUUCUGUCUCACUCGAGUCGGCAGAGUAGCACAGCAUCUACUUCAAGUUAUGGUGUGUCUGUGGCACUGGGAGACGACAGAAGCCUGUCCAGCUCCUCAUCUGACACCAGUCACUUGGACGUGAGCACUGGGAGCCGGCUGACAAUGUGGCCGGAACCUUCCCUGGGAGGUGCCUCCGUGGAGAAUCAUGGACUUUCAGCAGUGAAAAGCAUGCAUCCCGGGGAGGAGAAAAUGUACGCUGAGGUCAUGCGUGGUUCUAAGCCGCCCUCUAAGCCUCCCCGACCCAGGAAACUGCAAGAAAUCGGCCGCCAGAGUUCUUCAGACAGUGGGAUUGCCACUGGAAGUCACUCCUCUUACUCUGGUAGCUUCUCUUCCUAUGCCGGCAGUCUGGAUAUCUGUCAGGGCGAUGAGUUUGGAUCCUUGUUUAGCCUUCCACUGAACUUUGCUUCAGAUCAGAACUUGUGCACUUGCCAGCCCAGUGAGCAUCCGAGGGCUGUGGGCUCCGAUUAUCAGAUUCCCAGCUCUCUGAGGCAUCUGUACGACACGCCUAGGAGUUUAUUACAGACAGCUGCAGCCAGGGAAGCGCAAUGCAAGAGUUGGGAUUCCACACUACUAAAGGACCAGGGCACCUCAACUCUACUUCAAAGUGUUGCAGACACCUACGAAAGCACCAGAGACUCAGAUGAGACGUAUGCGGAUUACGUUCCAAGGUGGUCAGUUGCAAAGCAACAAGGACAGUUGCUUGAAUCCAAAAGCAGCGAGGUGGCGCCAUCUGCUGGUGUCUCCACAGACCCUUGUGAAAUACACAGCCCCCACCUGGGAGUUGCAAGAGCUCUGUUUACUGCAUGUCCAGUCUGCGGAGGACUAAAGGGCACAACACUGCUAAAUCCAGGAGUCUUGUCCAUACCGGCUGUACCAGCAGGAUCUAAACGUGACAUAUCAGAUAAAAACUGUGGCAAGACUUUGCACUGCUCUAUGGAGUGUGCCGGCGCCCAGGAGAAUGAAAAAAACAGCAACGACAAUUUAGAAAACACAGGUGGACCAGAAAGAACUUGUGAAGACUGCAUUUAUGAAGUCAUUUGGGAAGCCAAAAGCUCACACAAGAUGGAGCCAGAAAGUGACAGAGACAUGGAACAGAACACUACGUACAAGGACCAUUGCAAGGGCUAUGUAGAUACAGGAACAACUCCUGACAAGUUAAAAAAUGUCUUGAACAAAAACCAGGAGAGAGAUUGUAACCAUUUCAGUAUCAGCAAUUAUUGCACACUUGGCAUCCCUGUUAACUCAAAUCCAAACACUUGUGGACAGAACCUAUAUGAACCCAUGACAUCGGCCCGAAGAAAUGUACUCUUAUCCAAAACAGAUAUUACAAAAACUAACAGACACUUAACUUAUCCAAAAAAGGAGCAGUUGCCGUUUAUGCACAAUGAUAUUGAAAAUGAGAGUAACUCCUUUACUGAAGAGGCCAGUGAACUAGAUUUUGAUGCACCUGAAGUAAAUUCAUCAUCAGCCAGCCCUAGACAAAAUGCUGCAAGUUUACAGAAACCAUUUCACAUUCUGAAAGUAAUGGACCCUACAGAUUCAAGAUUAGGCAAGAAAGAUCUGAAUGCAAUACUGGUUACCAAAGUACUAAUGAAUUCAUUUGGAACACAUCCAUAUUCACAUCCCCCUGAAGGUGACGACCCAAAGCAGGAGAUCAGUAGUGACACAGAGACUGAAGAAGAUAAGAAACCAAACAGUAAAGAGAAACAAAAAACAGAUCCGACCUAUGAGAUAAUGGAGGGACGGGGAGCAGAAAAGUCAACAGAGUCAGAUGGAAAAAGUGGUUAUGAAUUAAUGGCAAGCUCUGGACAACAGAAGAUCUUGCAUGAAACAGAAGGAGCUACUUCUUCAGUGGGUUCCUCUGGCAUGUUGAGGACACACAGAGAGCACAGUUCACUUGCAGAUCCAAGGAGAACCUAUGAGUUAAUGGCCUCUGCGGUUGAAUCCCCAAAGAGAUGUGAAUUUGGUCUUCUCGGAGAGUGUGGGGCCAUGUUUGCGUACCCAGUGGAUCUGCCUGUGCCUGACAGGCCCCGUGGUGAUGGAGUUACCUAUGUUAAUAUUCCUGUUAGCCCAACGUCAAAGAAACAGCUUCAUUACAUGGAAUUAGAGCGACAGGAACCUGGCUCUGGAAUUGGAGGUAACACAAUACAUCUCCAUAAACAUAAAGGAGGCUCCACUAAAUACGCUCAGAUUGAUAUCACUGCGACAGAGACAGCUCACAAAGUGGGAACCCAGCAUGCCCAAGGCAGAGAGGAGAGACUGCAGGAGCUGGAGCAGAAAAGGAGAGGGGCCCUGCAGUGAUCUGUUAGUGAAACCACCAUUUCAUGAACCGUACCUUACCAAAGACCAGGGUUUCACCUGAAUCACAACGCCAGGGCAAUCUAGAGAAUACAAUGACUGUAGAGGUGCACCAUGGCAGUUCCAUUCCAGCAAUGCCAUUUCUGAACCCACUGAAGGACUAUUGCAGCAUAGCACUGCCAAACAGUUUUGCAAUUAAAAAAUAAAUUAAUACAGAAACUGUUGUGACCUGCAUAUUGAACUUUUUUUUUUUUUGGUGCUGAAAUCGGUUUUAAAAACAAUACAGUACCAACAAAAGUACUGUAAGAGCAUGUUUAUACAUUAAUUCAGUAGCCUUUGAGUAAAAAAAAAACAAACAAAAAAACCAAAAAAAAAACCACACGUUAGUAC
Messenger RNA from Polyodon spathula (Mississippi paddlefish), 3495 nucleotides. RefSeq names its product docking protein 7b (gene dok7b). The record is from RefSeq and is a predicted model, not a curated record. Gene Ontology annotation, molecular function: protein kinase binding. The transcript has 15 exons. Bases 40 to 3108 code for a protein of 1022 amino acids. Lineage: Eukaryota; Metazoa; Chordata; Actinopteri; Acipenseriformes; Polyodontidae. Gene Ontology annotation, biological process: positive regulation of protein tyrosine kinase activity; neuromuscular junction development.